Messenger RNA from Penicillium lagena, 420 nucleotides. RefSeq lists its product as uncharacterized. The transcript is spliced from 2 exons. The record is from RefSeq and is a predicted model, not a curated record. Lineage: Eukaryota; Fungi; Ascomycota; Eurotiomycetes; Eurotiales; Aspergillaceae. The coding region runs from base 1 to 420 and encodes 139 amino acids.
AUGGUUCGUCAAACAAUAGCGAUCCGAGGCCAACCAAAGGAUGGAUACCCCGAUAUACCAAUAACUGAAGUAAUCGUCGAUAUUUUCAACGAAGAGCAAUUCUCGGAGCAUUUCCUAUGCGAAAUCAAUGCACUAGGCCAGGUUCCAGUGCUGUCGUCAAAAUGGCUUGAGAAGCCCAUCGCCGAUUCUGUUCACAUUACUCACUUCCUCGCAGAGCGUUAUCCGUCCUUGAUCCCGGCAUCGCACAAAGAACAGAUUACUAAACUGCUCAAUGACCUUCAUGCGCUCAACUAUUUCUCCUUGUCCUUCCCUGGCCGCGAAUAUGUUGCCGAGGGACUCAAACAGAGUGUCUCCAAGCGGCUGGCUACAGAAGUAUCUCCUCGGUACCGAGAUGCUUUGACCUUUAAAUUGGGCGUGUAA